Messenger RNA from Salvelinus fontinalis (brook trout), 7030 nucleotides. RefSeq names its product unconventional myosin-IXb-like. The coding region runs from base 454 to 6849 and encodes 2131 amino acids. Gene Ontology annotation, molecular function: microfilament motor activity; ATP binding; protein binding. Lineage: Eukaryota; Metazoa; Chordata; Actinopteri; Salmoniformes; Salmonidae. The transcript has 43 exons. The record is from RefSeq and is a predicted model, not a curated record. Gene Ontology annotation, cellular component: myosin complex. Gene Ontology annotation, biological process: intracellular signal transduction.
GUAGCUGGCUAGCAGUUAUUAGUCAGCUCGUGAAGCCAGCCAGUAGGUUUGAAAAGGAUGUACAAUUUAACGUAUUUUACAACAAGACAGGUUUUAAUAUUCGGGUAAGAUAGCAAACAGGUACACCACCUUGUAGAUACAUAACUUUGCGGGUUGCUUAUGUUUUUUUCUGUUAGCUAAUUUAAUUGCGUAAUUUUACUGCUUGAUUCUGAACGACAACGUCCUUAGCUAACAGGCUAACGUUAGCUGAAGGUAUUUGGUUAGCCAGUCUUGAUUUAAUCAAAAAGGGAACUACAAAAGUAGCUUUUUAAAUUAUCCGUCAGUUGUAUGCGGGAAAUACAAUAAGGAAAGGAGUCAUCUUAGACAAUGAGAAAAACAACUGAACAAGGUGCUGGGUGGUGAGAACAGAAGGCAGUGCGGACGGCAUGCUGAGGCGACUACACCUGCUCCAGAAUGAGUGUCAAUGAUGGCGAAGGCGGAGCAGCUAGCAAAGAUGGGCGGGCCUACAGCCUGCAGGUUUACCCACGGCUCUCAGCAGACUGCCCACCUUGCUGUUCCCUCAAGGUGCCCAAGGAGGCCACGGCUGCCUCUGUCAUCCAGGACGCAGCCUCGGCCCUGGGUGUGGACCCGCAGCGCCUCUACGUGCUGGCCGAGGUGAAGGAGUGCGGCGGGGAGGAGUGGGUGCUGGAGUCGGGGGACCUCCCCGUCCAGAGGGUCCUGCUGUGGCCUCGCAAGGCCCAGGAGCAGCACCCCCAGAGCGAGGGGUUCUACUUCGUCCUCCAGGAGAGGAACCGCGACGGCACCAUCCACUACGUCCACCUUCCCGCCCUCUGCAAGGAGCAGGAGGCACAGAGGUUGGCGGCCAGAGGAUUCCUCCCCCCGCGCCAGGAUGACUUUGAUGACCUGUGUAACCUCCCGGUGCUCAAUGAGAGCAGCAUCCUGGAUAACCUGCGCAACCGCUUCCACAAGAAAAAGAUCUACACCUACGCCGGGUCUAUCCUCAUUGCCAUCAACCCCUUCAAGUUCCUACCCAUCUACAACCCCAAGUACGUCAAGAUGUAUGAGAACCAUCAGCUGGGGAAACUGGAGCCGCACAUCUUUGCCAUCGCGGACGUGGCCUACUACGCCAUGCUAAGAAAGAGGGUAAACCAGUGCAUCGUUAUCUCUGGGGAGAGCGGCUCAGGGAAGACGCAGAGCACCAACUUCCUCAUCCACUGUCUGACGGCCCUCAGCCAGAAGGGCUACGCCAGUGGAGUGGAGAGGACCAUCCUGGGUGCUGGGCCUGUGCUGGAGGCGUUUGGGAAUGCCAAGACGGCCCACAACAACAACUCCAGCCGCUUUGGGAAGUUCAUCCAGGUCAACUACUUGGAGAGCGGGGUGGUGAGAGGGGCAAUCGUGGAGAAAUAUCUCCUGGAGAAGUCUCGUCUGGUCUCCAGAGAAAAGAAUGAGAGGAACUACCAUGUGUUUUACUAUCUGCUGGUGGGAGCGUCAGAGGAGGAGCGCAAGGAGUUCAAACUGCUGCAGCCUGAAGAUUACCUCUACCUCAAGCAGCAAAACUUUAAGAUCGAAGAUGAGGAAGACCUGCGUCAUGAUUUUGAGAGGCUGCAGCAGGCCAUGGAGAUGGUGGGCUUCCUGUCUGCCACUAAGAAACAGAUCUUCUCUGUGCUGUCGGCCAUCUUGUACCUGGGCAACGUGACGUACAUGAAGACGUCUACAGGCCGAGACGAGGGACUGGACGUGGGACCACCCGAAGUCCUGGCUACCCUCUCAGACCUGCUCAAGGUGGAAGAGGAGUUGCUGGUCGAGGCACUAACUAAGAGGAAAACGGUGACAGUCAAUGACAAGCUGAUUCUGCCCUACAGCCACAGUGAGGCCAUCACUGCGAGAGACUCCAUGGCCAAGUCUCUGUACAGUGCACUGUUCAACUGGAUUGUCCUGCGCAUCAAUCAUGCACUGCUCAACAAGAAAGACAUGGAGGAAUCUGUCCCUUGUUUGUCAAUAGGAGUCCUGGACAUAUUUGGCUUUGAGGACUUUGAGACCAACAGCUUUGAGCAGUUCUGUAUCAACUAUGCAAACGAGCAGCUUCAGUAUUACUUCAACCAGCAUAUCUUCAAACUUGAGCAGGAGGAGUACCAGGCGGAGGGCAUCACCUGGCACAACAUAGACUACACUGACAACGUGGGCUGCAUCCACCUCAUCAGCAAGAAGCCCACUGGUCUCCUUUACCUACUGGACGAGGAGAGCAACUUCCCCCAUGCCACUGAUAAGACCCUGCUGGCCAAGUUUAAGCAGCAGCACCAGGAGAAUAAGUACUUUGUGCCCACGUCUGUGAUGGAGCCUGCCUUUGUCAUCCACCACUUUGCUGGGAAAGUCAAAUACCAGAUCAAGGACUUCCGGGAGAAGAAUACGGACCACAUGCGUCCGGACAUUGUGGCUCUACUGCGCAGCAGUGACCGGGCCUACGUGCGUCAGCUGAUCGGGAUGGACCCUGUGGCCAUGUUCCGCUGGGGCAUCCUGCGAGCCACCAUCAGGGGAAUGGCUGCCUUCAACGAGGCUGGACGCCGCUGGGCCGCCAAGACCGCAGGUGUGCAGCGCCCCACUUCCAGGACUCCUUUGGGGGAGCUGCAGAGGUCCAACACGCCUGUUGAAAGGAUGUACCGACGGGCUUCUAUGCUCGAUUUCUACUUUGAUCACUCUGACGAGCGCCCACUAGAGGCCUUCGAAGACAUCUUUGCUAGCUAUGAGAGUAAGAAGGACAUGCAUGCCCAGAUAAUCAGCUCCAUUAAGGACUUGCAGCUGGAUGGUGAAGACCCUCGCAAGCUGCUGCAGUCCUGGGGUCGCCUGCGGUUCCCUCGACACCUCCUUCAGAAAAACAAGAAUGCGAAGCAGAAACAGAUCAUACCCAAGAGCCUGCUGGACUCUCGCUCGCUGAAGUUCAUUGUCGGUCGGACCAUCCACGACCGCUCCACCAAGUCUCUGCAUCACCUCAACAAGAAGAAGAAGACCCCCAGCAUCAGCGCUCAGUUCCAGACCUCUCUGACAAAGCUGCUGGAGAAUCUGGGCAGAGCAGAGCCCUUCUUCGUCCGCUGUAUUCGCUCCAACUCUGAGAAGAAGGAGAUGUGUCUGAAUGAGACCCUGGUGCUGCAGCAGCUGCGCUACACAGGCAUGCUGGAGACGGUUCGCAUCCGAAGGUCUGGCUAUGGAGCCAAGUACACCUUCCAGGAAUUCAUCGAGCAAUUCCGAGUGCUGCUGCCCAAAAACGCCACACCCUCCAAGCCAGAGGACAUCUCAGCCUUGUUCCAGAGGAUGAAUCUAGACCACACCACCUACCAGAUAGGCAAAACCAAGGUUUACCUGAAGGAACUAGAGCGUCAGCAGCUGCAGGACACGCUGCACAAGGACGUGAUGCGGAAGAUCAUUUUCCUGCAGCGCUGGUUCAGGGCGCGCCUGGAGAGGAGGUGGUACUUGGAGAUGAGACAGGCGGCCAUCUUGAUCCAGCGUGCAUGGCGUAGGCAACAAAAGGAGAGACGGUGUCAGGCAGCCACGCUGAUUCAGGCCGUUUGGAGAGGCUCUAGACAGAGAUCACAGUACCUCCGCAGGCGGACCAGCAUCAAGAAGAUACAGGCUCUGGCCAGAGGACACUCAGCACGGAGGAGGUGCCAUUCAAUACGGGAGGACAGGAGGAAAAAGGAGGAUGAGGAAGAGGAGGCCAGGAGGGAGGAAGCUGCAGCUAGGCUAGUGAGAGAGGCAGAGGAGGCAACCCGACUGGAAAUGGAUGCAGAGGAAGAGGCGUUCAGGAGAAAGAAAGAGGCAGAGUGGGAGGCCGCGGAGAGGAGGGCGAGGGAGAAUGAAGAGGAAAGGCUGAGGCAGGCAGAAAGCGUCAAUGAGGAACCUGAGACAGAGGAGGAACCAGAGGCACUGGUGGCAGCUGAAAGGACUCUAGAUGAGAGCCGACAUUGGGACAAAGUGCCUGUCCAGGACAAGGAGGAGCAGAAGGAGGAAGUGGAAGAUGGAGAAGCUGCAGCUAGUUCACCUUCUGAGAAGGUGGAAAAGGGGAAUGCCUCUGCAGUCUCCCAGCGUGAUAAGGGCAACAGUACACAGGCUGAGGCUGGGCCCCAGCUGGAGGAGGAGAGCCAGGCUGUGGAGGAACAGGAGCAAGCCCACUCCGAGGAUCCCGAGGAGGAGGGGACCACAGAGGCAGCUGCCCCCCACUCACCAGAGAGACACAAGGGGGCUCAGGUGGCUGCGGAGGCUUCCCCCUCCACAGACCCCCAGUCGGGGCAGAAGAAGCUACGAGCUCCCCCCCUCCACAAGGUCACAGCCUCCAGGAGCCAGGAGAAGAGGGAGCUUCGGCGCCAGCGGGGCCUGGAGCACAGCCAGAGAGAGAGUAAGCGGGUCGCCUCGGCAGCCACCAAGGAGGAGCCAGCCCCUAAGGGCAUAGAUCAGGAGGCAGCCAGCCGAGCCGAGGGAAAGCCAAAAGGCCGGCCGGAGCGAACAGACAGCAAGGAGAUGGACCAGUACACCUUUGUAGCCUGGAAGAAGGAAGACAAGGGGAAGAAGGAAGCCAAAGCCACCACCCCUGCUCCUAUACGCCCCAGCACCUUACCCCUGAACCCCCCUGAGCUAAUGGCUAACAGGAACGGCCAUGAGGUCCUGGGUCCAGGCAACCUGAUUCGCUACAGUCAACAGGACGCCAUGAAGGAGAAGGCAGAGAAAUGGAAGGAGAGGAAGAUUGAUGUACAACAACCAGAGAGUACCAGUCCUCCUGAGGCCCACAGCAAGGACAGGAUAAAAAAAUAUUCACAGAGUGUUGGAAACUCGUCAUCUUUUGAUGCUAUGUCCCCUGGAUCGACUGGUGCUACGUCAAACAGAGAGUCUCCUACAGAGGAUGGGUCAAAGGGCAGCAUGAAGAGGAGGUCCCAUGACACAUCAGGCCACCAGGACACUGUCCAUACUCAUCCUUCCACUCCAGAGAAACCCUCAGGGUUCCUGAGGAAGAUCCUGAAGAAACGUCCCCAUAAGGAGCCUCAGACCCCUGACGAUGUAGAACUGACCAUGGCCCAGGCCCUGAUCGAACGAGGAGAAGACCCGGCUAGUGGAGGCCGGGCGGUGAGCCGGAACCCCACCAUCAAGAUCAGCCGGGCCACGCGGGUCUCAGAGCAGUGGAACGCUUCACUGGACCGGGAGAUUACCAACGCCAACGAGCUCCGACACCUGGAUGAGUUCCUGGGGAAUCAGGUGAAUGACUUCCGCUCCAGGGGGAAGCAGUUGUCGGCAACCGAGCACAUCUUCGUCACAGCCACCAUGCAGUUCAGAGAGACCAUCAAGGGAAUGUACUCUCUCCCAAAACCCCACAUUGGCUACAACGGUCUGAUGCGUGGCUACCAGAACAAGGUGAUCAGCCUGGCCGGAGACAAGCAGAAGGGUGAGGUGCAGCUGGUGGUCAACCUCUUUCAGUCUGUCCUGGACGGCUUCAUACGGGGAGAGAUCAAGAAGGAGGAGGCAGAACCAGCAAAGCCUGAUAAAACUCGGAAGAAGAGGCGCAAAAAAUACAAGAGUAUGGAGAACCCUUUGGACCAUGUGUUCAGCACGUACCAGGUUAACAUCAUGCAGUCCUGUGACCAGUGCAGCUCCUAUAUCUGGGGCAUGGAGAAAGCCUGCAUGUGUAGCUAUUGCAAGAUGGUGUGCCACAAGAAGUGCCUCUGCAAAAUUGUCACAGACUGCUCCACGUUUUGUGUCAAAAAGAGUGAUGAGGAGUCUGGAGGCCUGCACUUUGGGGUGCGAGUCUGUCACCUGACCAGCGACAAGAACACUGUUCCCAUGGUGCUGGAGAUGAUGCUGGAGCACGUGGAGAUGAACGGCCUGUACACGGAGGGGAUCUACCGCAAGUCUGGCUCUGCCAACCGCAUGAAGGAGCUCCACCAGCUAAUGGAGACUGACCCCCACGCUGUGUGCCUGGAGGACUACCCCAUCCACACAGUGACAGGGCUGGUCAAACAGUGGCUGAGGGAGCUGCCUGACCCUCUCAUGACCUUCAUUCAUUACAAUGACUUCCUUCGGGCCGUAGAACAUCCUGAAAAGCAAGAACAGCUACAUGCCAUCUACAAAGUGUUGGAACAACUCCCCACCGCAUGCUUCAACACCUUGGAAAGGCUCGUCUUCCAUCUAGUCAGAGUGUCUAAGGAGGAGUCUCAUAACCGCAUGUCUCCCAACUCCCUGGCCAUCGUGUUUGCCCCCUGCAUCCUCCGCUGUCCAGACAGCGCCGACCCACUCAUGAGCAUGAGGGACGUGGCCAAGACCACCACGUGUGUGGAGAUGCUGAUCAACGAGCAGAUCCGAAGCUACAACGAGAAGAUGGAAGAGAUUGAACAGCUGGAGUAUGCUGAGGCUCUGGCCGUCAACCAGCUCAAACUCAAGAGGCAGAACACGCUGCACUGGCAUUUGCCCCUCAGGUUUUCUGCUCCGUACAAAGGAGUGGUGGUGCAUGAGAAAGAGUGCUCUGACCUGACGGUGGUCCCUGGGAACGAUGUGCCGCUGGACUCCGAUACGGAGGCUGAGAAGAACCUGAUGGCGCGCAUCAAGUCCAUCAAACAGGAGAAGGAGGAAUUAGCCUACAGACUGCCAGAGCUGGAGCAGCCUGGUUCAGACCAGGAGAACCUGGAUUCUGAGGCGUCGGUGAGCUCUGAGAGCCUGCUGGACGAGCGCUGCCUCAACUCUGAGCCCGAAGGUCUGGACAAGCUGGUGGUGGUGCAUUUAAAGAGGGUGGCAGAGGUCUGCUCUCUAGCAGGCCAAGCUGACCUGGCCCAGAGACCUAAGGCCCCAGGGGGCGUUCCUCUCUCUGCAACCUAGUCUCCUCUGGCUACAACGCCAUCGCCCCAUCAUCCCCGGCACGGUAAAGCUGCCGCCGGGCAUCCACUCGCAGCCCCCCGCUGCAGGCCCUCAACCCCUCCUGCCAGCCAUGGCUUCAGCCUGAUCAAGAGGCGGAAGCAGCCCACCCGACGCAAAGACGGCACCCAGUCCCUGUACAUCA